GUUCACGCUGUGACACCAACCAGGUCUUCUUGUUGGCAACGAUCGAUGCCGCGCCCACUGCCGUUGACGAUACUCGUCAAUGGCGAGCCAACAGGCGCGGAGUACCAAGCCUUGACACCGCGUACCCCGCACUCGCGCGCCAGCCAUGCUAAUACACCCAGGACCUCUAUCGAGCUCCGUCCCAUGGACCACGAUGACGAUGACGACGAACUGGCUCACGCAGGAAGUCAACGCGCGCCGCUUCUCGGCAACCCUUCUUAUGGGGACAUACAGUAUAGGGACAAUCCGCAGUUCAGCUCCCACUCAUCGCGAGCCUGGCGUCGUCGUUGGGCACGUUCCGUUAUAUCGUAUGCUCCUCUAUGGGGAGGGUUAUCACUGGCCGCCGCCUUGCUAUUCCUCGUGCUGAGCUCUCUCACACGACCAAAGGUCCUCGAUGCCACGAGCCAGGCAAUCCCCGCCAGUGCCGUAAACCAGACGAAACCAAACGUCUCCAAUCCUCACGGCGUGCAUCACACCGAUGGGAACUUCAUAUCCUACGAGAACUACACGCACUUCCCCCUUUCACCGACGGAAUAUCGCAACGAGUGCGCAACGAUGUUCGCGAAGUGGAUGCACGGACAUGGCGAUUAUUGGACACCAAUGCACGGAAUGCCCGCGGACGUCCCUCAUCCUGAUUCCGUAGACGAAGGUGUACAUUACCCAGUGGCUGAGGACGAGCCGACGGCGGUCUGUAGUAGUUCCAUCACCUACAUGCUCGACGGUCAUGUGGGGUUGAUGGCAGACCUGGCGCUCAUGGCGCAAGUUGCUGCGCUUGCUCGAGAACGCAACCGCACUUUCUUCGUUGAUGACACUUAUUGGAAUCGUGGAAAAUGGACCGACCAUUUCCAGCAGGUUCAGUCAAGGCAACCGGGUCCUGAACCAAACUGUAGGCCUCCUCCACCUGAAGAGCUUGUUGCUUGCCCACGGACAGCGAGACACUGGAUUGUUAAUUCUCGGACAGCAAAAUGGCAUCUUGGGCAUCCAUUUUCCGAACAAUAUCAGGAUCCGUAUGCCAAAUCACUUAAUCGAAUGAAGCCGAUGUUCCAGCAUGCCUUCCAUUCGUUCGCGGAAACUAUCCGUCCCAACGCGAAGAACGCCGCGCUCAUACGGUCCGCCCGCUCGGAAUUGGCUAAUAUAGUGGAUCGCGAGUUACAAGAGCCCUAUCUGGCGGUUCACAUUCGACGAGGGGACAGGCGAGGUUCAUCAUGGGCAUAUCAUAACUCUUACCUUCCCAUCUCCCUUUACACCGAUGCUGUCCAGGAGACAUGGGAUCGGUUCCACCAAGAAGCAUCACUUGGAGCCAAAGGUCAGAUGCAAACCGUCUACAUUGCCUCUGACACCAUUGCAGCGCAAACAGAGUUCGCCGAGGCUGUUGAUCCCAGUCGCAUAUUCUCGUUAGCACGGAGCUCAAACCCGGAACUACGUGACAUUGCGAGCGAAGUGGGCUACGAGCAGAAGAAAUUCAGCGGACUUCCUCUAGAUGACCGGGUGCGGUUGACAAGGGGAAUGAUUACGGAUUUUGCCCUGAUGAGCGGGAUGUGGGCAUGGGAGGCCGAGAUUAAACCAUCAGCAGUCAUUUGCGGGAUCAGCUCCAAUGUCUGCAGGAUGGCUGCCGUGGGCUUCGGCUGGCAGGGGGCCUUUGGGUUGGAAGGCGGAGACCAUGAGGAUGGGAGCAUGGACAACGGAAGGAAGCGAUGGGUCGAAAUAGACAACGCUGGUGCAAUUGUGCCUCAAUGGGAUGCGUUCGAGUUGUUCUGAUGCAUCUUCGUGAUGUCCAGUAAUGGACUGCACCGUGUUGCAACUAACUGAUGUUAUCGUUGAUAAGCAGAGCAAUAUCGCAGGCAGACGGUGAUGGUCGUGCUAUGACACGUGUAGGUAGGUAGGUAUAUUUCCGGCGCGGUCCCAAUAGCGGAACAACCGUGCUAUAGUAGUAGUACAGGAUCCACGAUAGUUUUUGUCGCUACACGAAUUCAUAACCCUGAGCAAAUGUCAUUCACACCUUAUUCA
This is a messenger RNA of Punctularia strigosozonata HHB-11173 SS5, 2046 nucleotides long. RefSeq lists its product as uncharacterized. NCBI's taxonomy places the organism in Eukaryota, Fungi, Basidiomycota, Agaricomycetes, Corticiales, Punctulariaceae. The record is from RefSeq and is a predicted model, not a curated record. The coding region runs from base 46 to 1797 and encodes 583 amino acids. Gene Ontology annotation, molecular function: alpha-(1->6)-fucosyltransferase activity. The transcript is spliced from 7 exons. Gene Ontology annotation, biological process: protein N-linked glycosylation.